AUGGUUAGGAGAAAUAAGAUUGGAAUUGGUGGGUUAUUGGAAACUAAAUUGCGUGGGAAUAAAAUUAGGGAGUUUAUGGAUCUUAAAUUUCCUAAUUGGGAGUUUUACUCCAGUCCGAUAAUAGAAGGGAGACUGUUAAUUUUGUGGAGGAAGGGGCUAGCUAGAUUGACUGUGUUGGAAGAUUCGCCUCAGUUAGUUCAUUGUCAAGUUCAGAUGGUGGGUGACAGGAGAUGCUUCUUUGUCACUUUUAUAUAUGGUUAUAACACAGUAGAGAAGAGAAGAAGGCUUUGGACGGAUCUAACUCGUAUCUCGUUGUCAGUUAAGGCUUGGAUUGUACUUGGAGAUUUUAAUGCUCCCUUUUCUGUUGGAGACAGAUCUGGGGGUAAUGCUAUUACUGGUAUUGAGCUGGCCGAUGCUCUUGGUUGGAAAGUGAAUGCCAAUGUUGAAACUCUCAAAAGUACAGGGUCAUUUUUCACCUGGACUAAUAAUCAGGAAGGAUCAGCCAGGAUUUUUUCAAAAAUUGAUCAUGUUUUCAUUACUGAGGAUUGGUUAGAUAUCUUCCCUCAGACUUUGGCUAAGUUUUGGUGGGAGGUAGUGUCGGAUCACUGCUCUUGUAUUGUCUCUAAUAUACCUUUGGUGACCAUGGGAAGCAAACUGUUUAAGUUCUAUAACUUCUGGUCUAGCCAUGCUGAAUUCAAACAAGUGGUGUUAAGUAAUUGGGAGGUCCCUGUUCAAGCAUCUGGUUUGAGAGCUAUUUUUAUCCAUUUGGUUAGGCUGAAGCACAGGCUUAAGAGGUUCAAUAGGGACUGUAUUGGUGAUGUGGGGUAUGGUUACCAGUUAGCUUCGAUGGACUUUCAAGAUGCCCAAUUUCAGGCCCAAGCUAACCCGCAAGAUUUCAGGUUACAGGAGGUGGUGAAGGAGAAGGCUGCUGAGUUCCAUAAACAAGAACAGAUGUAUCAUAGUUUUCUUGCUCAACGGAGUAAGAUUAACUGGAUUAGGAAGGGGGAUAUGAAUACAUCCUUUUUCCAUGCUUUUCUAAAGAAACGCAAGACAGAGAACGUGAAAUGA
Humulus lupulus (European hop) is the source of this 1068-nucleotide messenger RNA. RefSeq lists its product as uncharacterized. The transcript has a single exon. The coding region runs from base 1 to 1068 and encodes 355 amino acids. Lineage: Eukaryota; Viridiplantae; Streptophyta; Magnoliopsida; Rosales; Cannabaceae. Gene Ontology annotation, molecular function: catalytic activity. The record is from RefSeq and is a predicted model, not a curated record.